Molecule: messenger RNA, 825 nt
Organism: Miscanthus lutarioriparius
Lineage: Eukaryota; Viridiplantae; Streptophyta; Magnoliopsida; Poales; Poaceae
Source: the annotation of a GenBank genome assembly
AUGCGAGCGAUGGAGUCCUUCAUGCAAGAAGACGACGCCCCUUCGCCUCUGUUGGUCAUGCCGCCGGCGCCGCCUCUCCCUCUCCCGGCGGCCGGAGCCCACGGCCACGGGGCCAAGCAGUGCCCGGCGACUACCCACCUGAGCCCGGCGCAGAUGCAGUUCAUCCAGGCCCAGCUCCACCUGCAGCGGAACCCGGGCCUGGGCCCGCGGGCGCAGCCCAUGAAGCCCGCGGUCCCCGUUCCACCGGCGCCGGCACCGCAGCCGCGGCCGCAGAAGCUGUACCGCGGCGUGCGGCAGCGGCACUGGGGCAAGUGGGUGGCCGAGAUCCGGCUCCCCCGGAACCGCACCCGCCUGUGGCUCGGCACCUUCGACACCGCCGAGGAGGCGGCGCUCGCCUACGACCAGGCGGCGUACCGCCUCCGCGGGGACGCGGCGCGGCUCAACUUCCCCGACAACGAGGCGUCCAGGGCGCCGCUCGACCCCGCCGUCGACGCCAAGCUCCAGGCCAUCUGCGCCACCAUCGCCGCCGCGUCGUCGUCGUCCAAGGGCGGCGCCAGGGCCAAGAGCAAGGCCAUACCGAUCAACGCGCCCGUCCUGGAAGCCGCUGCGGCGGCGGCGUGUCUGAGCAACAGCUCCUCCGACGAAGGCUCCGGGUCCGGGUCCGGGUCGGACGACGAGAUGUGCUCGUCCUCCCGGACGACGCCGGUGGUAGCGGACAUGGGGCAGCUGGACUUCAGCGAGGUGCCGUGGGACGAGGCCGACAGCGUCGUGCUCCGCAAGUACCCGUCCUACGAGAUCGACUGGGACGCGCUGCUCUCCAACUAG